CAUUUGCAUGUAAAAACAUAAGUCACGGAAAACUCAAUUAUGUCAACAAAAAUAAGGAAUAUAGCAACAGUUCGGGAUUACAUUGAGUUGUGAGUUUAGGGCCAGCCGCGUGGAUAAAGCGAUGGGAAAGAGUCUGGAAUAUGGGGGAAUCUAUGGAAAAGCUGCAUAGUUGAAGGAGAAACGUUUAGACAAACUUUAGCCCUUUUUCUUCGUGCUUGGAUGCGAUUCGAGAGGACAACUUGUUGUAAGGUCAGAAUGCAGAAGAGUUAUCUUUCUUUCACUUUGUUUACUCCAUAAUUCACUCUCCUUUUAGUGUAAACACUUUGGCCUCUUUUCAGUGCAGUAGAGAGAAAAAGCCUUGCCAGCAAGUUUUGGUUAAAAGUAGCCUAUUGUGCUUGGUUGAAAAGGGGUGAAAGGCACUGCAGAAUAAAAAAGUGCCUUACCACUCUAUCAAUGAAUUAACAAAAGGAGAUAAACUAACAAAAGAAAGACGUGCACGAUGGCAGAAAAGGAGAAGGAGUAUCGCAGUGUCUCUUUCAAAAAGUCAGAAGGUUGUAGCGCGAGCAAAAGUCGCUGUGAAGAUCAACAAAACAAAUCGACGGAUUUGGAGGGCAGUAGCGGCGCCCUUCCCCCUCCAUCUACGGCAGCGGCGGAGAAAGCGCAGCCCUCGGCUCUGCGUAAUGUUAGUGUGUCAAGGAAAGUUUCCAAAAUCUCCGCUGCCAGCCACCCCACCGCAGAGCUAAAGAAAGGCUCUACCACUCCUCUCUCCUCCAUUUCUCCCUCUAUUCGCCAACUCACUGAGAAGUUCAGUAGCACUAAUUUGUCUCGAACGCAUGGAGCUCCGAGCCCUGGCAGUAACGUGGCCGGGAAAAGCACAACUUUACCACCGGUUAAAAGCAGCAGGGGAGAAGGGUCCCCGUCUCUGAAAUCAUUCCAUGAGGACCGUGGAUAUUUACAAGUUACUGACACGGUUUUAACAGAGUCUCAGACUGACACUAAAGUUCAGGAACAAAAGUUUUAUUCGGGCACAGACUCGGUCUCUGGAUCGGAUUCGGAGAGAAAUCAAAAAUGGAUUUAUACUCGCAAAUCUGCUCAAGGUAGCGUUGGAGCUGGUAAAAGAGAUUAUUCCCAAAUUGAUCCAUCUGUCUCUUAUAACAAUAACUGCAGUAAGACUUCGAAUGCUGCGGAUUACGUUUUUGUCAGUGGGGCACCUGCCUGCAAGUCACACAGGAGCUAUUUCCCAACUCACCAUGGAGAUCCUCUUAUUCACGUUGACCUAACCUACUGGCCCAGUGUCACCAAGAUCAGAGAGCUUUUCGAUGCAGAGGAUUUAAAAUCUGCUGACCACCUCCAGCACUCCGCCAGCUCUAAAGAGAACUCUUUAUCAGACAGAAGCGACAGGCAGUCUCCCAACAGCCCAGCCCCUGAAGCAACUAGCCUCUCACUGUCAGACAGACACCGCAGCAGGGCUGCCUUCCUGGGCAGAGAGAGGAGACACCAGGGCAUUGACUCAGCCUUUCACCCUGACCAGCAUUACUCAGACGAGGCAGAGAUUGAGUCAGCCAGCACUAGUAUUAGUAGAAGUGGUAGGUUUCUUAGGGUGGCCCAGCCAUCAAACACACACAGAGCCCACAGCCCCAGCAGUGGAGGAGAGGGGCCUGAGACCUGGACUUCUAGUCUGAACUCUGACUCUCCAGCCUCGGUCCUCGCCUCUGCCCCCGCUCCCCCACCUCAGAGCAACUCCGUGGGCCUCUCCUCCUCCCGUGUCCGCCCCUCUGAAGAGCAGAGGCAGAGCCAGGGUGCCGGGCAGCCCAGGGACAGUUUACAUUCCUCACAUAGCUUCUCCAGACCAGUGGCCCCCUCCUCUGAUAGAGCCUCAACCAGGGCAGCCAUCACAGCCCGCUGGAGGUUCAGCUCAGGAGACGAAGAAGAGUACCACAGAUCAGGAGGAAGGAGCGCUCCCUCGUUAGGUGUCAGCAGAGGUUACCUCUGCCGCGGUAAGAAUGGCUGGUGGGGUGGUAAGGUCCUCGGAAGGUCUUCAGGCAGUGAGGAGGACAGCCCUGCGUCACUAGGACCCAGCCGAGACACUGUGAGACGCCGCUCACUGAGGAAGAAGAAGAAGAAGAACAGCGAGGUUGCCGUAGCAACGGGGCGAGAUGAUGGCGAAUCAGACGACAGUGACGACGAGCAGACAGGUAUGAUGGAACACCUGGAGAGACACCAACAGAACACCGGCGCCACCGCAGAACAGUCUGGGAGGUCCCGGAACCGGCUUAGAGAACCCGAAGGCUCUAGAACCUGUGUAGCGCAGUGGGGGCGCAAUUCCACUCCUAACCAGAUGGGGGCGCAGGAGAGCUACAGACGCCAAUAUACCUCAGGUGAGGCGGGGACAUCUCACAUGACCACGCCCCUCCCAGGGGUUUCGCGGGUGUCAAAGGUCAACAUCUCGUCAUUUAUUUCGAGUCCCGGUGGCUCGCAGAGCAGCAGUAGAUACUGUAGCACAGAGACACUGAAAGAAGAGGACCAAGCUAGCUAUAUUAACAGACGGGCGAACUCUAACACUACUUCUACUACUACUACCACCAACACCCCAGGCAGUGUGGUUGGUGCAUCCUCCUCCAUGCUUAGUAAGACCUACCACGGUAACUUCACCAUGUACCGCUCCCCUAGCUUCGGACACGGGGAUAACUUUUCCCACGCCCCUGUUAGGGUCCGCCCCCGCAUUCUUUCCCCUGUCAAUCCCCCAGCUACAGGGGACACUGGAGGGGUUGCUAGGGAGGAGACUACAGUGUUCCGUCGGUUGCUAAGUGGUGGCGUAGUCGGUGAUAAGGACAGGAACAGGAUGUCAAUGUCAAACCCGGAUAUCGCCUCGGAAACAAUGUCUCUCCUCAGUUUCCUGAAAAGUGACCUAUCAGAUCUCAGAGUUCGGAAGACGGACAGGUCAGGGUCAGGGGUUACUGAGGGGUCAUCUACGGUGUACAGGAUGGGGUCAAGAGGCCUCUACCCAGGACUCCGCCCUUCAUUAAAGGACCUCACUGCAACUCUCCGGCGCGCCAAAUCCUUCACUUACUCCGAUAAACCAGUAGGGAGGCAACAUCCAGCCGGCUCCUCGGCCAAAAGAAGCACUUCUGAGCAACGUCUGGAUCAAGAAGAAGGGAGGGAUGGAGGGAGGGGGGCGGUGCCUGACAGAGAGGUGGAGAGUGAUAGAGAGGACUGCAGAGCAGGAGGGUAUGAGGAUGUGAUGCCCACUCUGCUGCAGGACAGGUAUGUCCAGGAGGCCAGACAGGUAAUCAGAGAUAUCUGCCAGAUGAGCGCUCGCGAGGAUGAGGAUGAUGAUGAUGAUGAUGUGCUAGCGACAGAUGGCACUGAAGAUGAGGGUUUCAAAAGAAAAGAAGUGGAGGAGCAGGAGAUAAAAGAGAGCGAGGGAGGUGAAUUGAAAAAUGAGGAGAGGAGAGCUAGAGAAGAGGUUGACAUUGGGGCAGCCUCCUCCGUUUCAGAGGAAAAAGAGAAGAGCGAGAGGGAAUGUGAAAACAGAGAAAGACAGAAGGGAGAUUCUGAGGAGAAUGUGUUUUGUGACCGAUCUGUUGAUGAGCUAUCGGGUCACGAGUCAAGCCUCACGGAUGAGGGCAUAGUCACAGAACCAGAGACUGGACUGGGUGACCCUGAGAGGUUAUUUGUGGGGUCAAGUUUAGGAUCAUCGUUGGCCAGAGAUGUGCUGGGUCAACCCCUGACCACCUGGAAGCAGUCUGCUCUGCAUGAGGAAGAAUGGCCAGGAUUAAACGAGGGAAUGAGAGAGGGAUCAGGGUUACAUGCAGGAGCGAGAGAGAAACGAGAGAACCCUGUCUCUGUUCCUGCCCUUGGGGUUGAGAGUGAGGGCGUUGCUGUAGUAACAGAGAUGAGCGGCAUCAACAACAACAGUAUUAGUGGGAGGGCCAAUGUAUCCCAGAGUGCCUCAGUCCCAGGACUUGAGGCUCCUCCCACUCCGAGCGCUAUCCGCCGCCGCCGUAAGUUCUCCUUAGCCGGGAAUACGGGCUCUGACUCCAGUAACGGCAGCAACGGGGAGUCCAACGGGAACGGGGAUCCUACUGUUUACCGUUCGCUAAGCGACCCCAUGCCUCACCGGCGCCGCUCUGUGUCAGAAGAAGGUAAUAACAGUUUCUCUGUGGAUAGUAACCUGCUGGGGUCGCUCUCUCUCUCCUACAAGGGGGCAGGAGGAGUCGGUGGAGGAAGUGUCCCAGAGUCUUCCUCUGCAGCUGAUCUAUCAGAGUGCAGCGCGGCCAGCGACCUAUCGGUGUGCAGUGACUGUGGUCUCCGUGACGACUACAGCAAUGUGAUCCGGAGCAUUGUUGCAGCGCCAGGAGCGAUGGACAGAUUGAUGACGGAUGACAAGAACAAUGGGAAAGCCACGAAGAAGAAGUCCUUCUCUGACCCCAGUCGCCGUGGUGAAGGCCCCCUGCUUGAUGAACCAGGGUUCAAAAGUAACCAUCACCCUAAAGAACCAAUUAGUGAGCUGGAUCAGCCUGGUCAGAUCCCCCCCUCCAGCAGCGAGCCAAUCCUGAGUGAACAGAGAGACGAGCUGUGUGAGCUCGGAGAUGAACGUGGACGCCCAUUACGUAGUCGGCAUGGCAACAAUGAAGGCGGGAAAUUCCGCUCCCAAUCAGAAAGGGAGCUGCACUCCUGUCUCCGUGGUGAUGACUGUUAUGUUCCCAAUGACACAGACGGAGGGGGAGGAGGGGAGAUAUUGGACUUUGACCCCAAACUAGCGGAGGUUCGAUCUCCUAGAAUGGGCCGGCGGACCUCCAGGAAACGCCCCAACUGGGUCACCCAAUCAGCAUCAGAAGAGCCGGACCACUCGGAACCAGGUCCAGAAGAUCAGGGUCCAGAGGAGGACCAGGAUCAAGACCAGAGUGCUCUCACCCCCCCAUUGCCCCUUGCCACCCCCAUACCCAAAACCAGGCCCAAGCACGUCCGACACGCCAGCGAACCUGCCACCUUCAUCCCCAUCUCCCCACAGCCCCAGCGAGCCCAGGGGGACCUGCCUGCCCUCCUACCCGCCUCUGAACCCUCCAUCCCAGGUAAGCCCACCGGUGAGGAGGCCCCCUCCCUGGAAGAUGUGACCAAGCGGUAUAUUCUGUCCCUGAAUGCUCCAGGGGGCGAGAGUGAGCCAUCUGGGUCUGGUUCUGAGUCUGGGUCUGGAGGAACGGUGCAUGUACCAGACGUGUCCAACUCAAGCCCUGCUACUCCCACUGGUGCCAGAGAACCCAGACUGCAGAGGAAGAGCAGCGAGGAGCUGACCACACCAGCCCCACCGAGAGCCAAACCCAGAGUGGAUAUGAGAAGACAUGUCAUGAUGACCCUCCUGGACACUGAGCAGUCUUACGUGGAGUCACUCCGGACACUCAUACAGGGCUAUAUGCGGCCUUUGAAGCAUUCAGACAGUGGAUCCCUAGUUGAUCCCUCAUUGGUGGAUGAGAUGUUCUAUCAGAUCCCAGAGAUCCUGGAGCACCAUGAGCACUUCCUGGAACAGGUCACCGGCUGCAUCAGCCAAUGGCACGACAGACAGACUGUGGGCCAGUUGCUUAUCCAAUCGUUCUCCAAAGAGAUUCUUGCUAAUAUUUAUUCAGCAUAUAUCGAUAACUUUCUGAACGCCAAAGACGCAGUGAGGAUUGCAAAGGAGGCCAAGCCGGCAUUCCUCAAGUUCCUGGAGACCAGUAUGCGUGAGAACAAGGAGAAGCAGGCCCUGGGUGAUCUUAUGAUCAAGCCUGUCCAGAGGAUCCCCCGUUAUGAGCUGCUGGUCAAGGAUUUGUUGAAGCACACUCCUGAGGAACAUCCAGACCACCCGUUGCUAUUGGACGCCCAGAGAGACAUCAAGCGAUUGGCUGAGAAGAUCAAUAAGGGGCGUCGCUCUGCGGAGGAGGUGGAGAGAGAGACACGCGUCAUGCAGGAGAUAGAGGCCCACAUCGAGGGAGUGGAACACGUCAGAGACAUCCUUAACCCAAUGAGGAAGUUCCUGAGACAGGAGAUGGUGAUGGAGGCGAAGACCGUGGGGGGUAAGAAGGACCGUUCUCUCUUCCUCUUCAGUGAUCUGCUCAUCUGCACCACACUGAAGAGGAAGUCUGGAUCCCUGAGACGCAGCUCCAUGAGCCUGUACUCUGCUGCCAGUGUGAUCGACACUUCCAGUAAAUAUAAGUUCCUGUGGAAACUUCCCCUAGAGGACGUGGAGAUGGUGAAAAGCCCCUCCCAGGCAACCAACAAAGAGACCAUCCACAAGAUGAUUGGUCGACUGGACGAGGACCUGAGUACACUGGGACAGAUCAGCAAACUAUCAGAGACUCUCAGCUUCCCUCACCAGUCUCUGGAUGAGGCGAUAAAGGACCUGAUGGCGUCGGUCCACAGGGAGCUAGCAGAGAAACAGUCUCUAGCCUUCAGUAUGACCUUCCUGCCCACUAAGCUGGAGCUGACCACCGCCUCGGCAGAAACCAGCUUCGUCUUCGAGUUCAGCUCCCCAGACACACGCAGCAACUUCCAACAGGCCUUCGAAGAUGCCAAGAAGAAACUGGCAAUGAAUAAGGACCAGUGGGACCCAGAGUUCCUGAAGGCUAUCCCCAUCAUGAAGACUCGUAGUGGGAUGCAGUUCUCCUGUGCCUCCCCCAGCCACAGUUGUCCAGAGAGCAGCAGUGAGGUGUGGGUGUGUAACAGUGAUGGCUACGUGGGCCAGGUGUGUCUGCUCAACAUCAGAGACCAGCCCACUGUAGAGGCCUGCAUCGCCGUCUGCUCCGCUAGGAUCAUCUGCAUCGCUGCUGUCCCUGGACUCAAGGGGAGGGAACGUGGAGUGGAGCCCUCCCCUGCCCUUCCCCCUGGAGCUGUUGACUCCACCCCAUCCCAGCAGCAGCAGCUACACAUCUCCAUCUCUCAUUCGUCGCUGGAGCUGACUGAGCCCCCUUCAGGGGCGGGGCCAGAGUUAGUUCCGUUUGACAGUGAUGACACGGACGAUGAAGAUUCUCCAAGCCCCUCCUCCACUCUGCAGAGCCAAGCCAGUCACUCUACUGUGUCAUCCAGCUAUGGCAAUGAGGAGGGGUCUGGUUCUAAGGACAUGGCUACAGAGAUCACCAGUAGUGAGGAGGAGCAGGAGUACCCAGUGGCCAGUCCUUAUGGUGCUCCAGGCAGGCGAGGGGGAGGUGGAAGAGGUCGACCCCACAGCGAGAGCCCCAUGGACGGGAGAGCCAUGCGCCGCUCCUCCCGGGGAUCCUUCACUAGAGCCAGUCUGGAGGAUCUGCUCAGUAUUGACCCAGAGGCCUACCAGAGCUCUGUGUGGCUGGGCACAGAGGACGGAUGUAUCCAUGUGUACCAGUCAUCAGACAACAUCCGCAACCGUAAGAACAGCAUGAAGAUGCAGCAUUCUGCCUCCAUCCUGUGUAUCCUGUACCUGGACAACAAGGUGUUUGUGUCCCUGGCCAACGGAGAGGUGAUCGUCUACCAGAGGGAGGUGGGGAGUUUCUGGGACGCCCAGUCAUCUCAGACGUUGAGUCUGGGCACGCCCAGUAGUCCUGUCACUAAGAUGGUCCCGAUCGGGGGGAAGCUGUGGUGUGGUUCACAGAACCGUGUUCUCAUCAUCAACACAACCACACUGGUGCAGGAGCACUGGUUCCAGGUGGGCACAGACAGCAGUAGGUGUGUUACCUGCAUGGUGAGCUACGGCCAGGGGGUGUGGCUGGCGCUCCAGGGUAGUGCCCAGAUCAGACUUUACCAUGCCCAGACCUGGGACAGCCUGACCGAGGUGGACGUGGCUCCUGCCGUGCACAAGAUGCUUGCAGGUUCGGAUGCGAUCAUCCGGCAACACAAGGCAGCGUGUCUGAGGAUCACAGCUCUGCUGGCCUGUAAGGACCUGCUGUGGAUCGGGACCAGUGCAGGGGUGGUCCUGACCCUGUCUAUCCCAGCCAUCAGCUCUGGGACUGUGUCAGGGACGCUGCGGUCACCCCUAACCCCCAUGGGCUCUGCUCACGGACACACUGGCCAUGUGAGGUUCCUCACCUCCAUAGAACUACCUGAAGGCUUCGACGUCAACUUCCCUCUGCCCGCCGAUACCACAGGCAACCCAGCCCAGAGUGGUGUUGAAGGGGGUAAUGGGGGUCUGCAGAGGCGGGACUCCGCUCGUCGUCGAGCCUCCGCCCUCCUUCCCGUCAAAACCAAUCAGCUGGUGAUCUCAGGUGGCGACGGCUAUGAGGACUUCCGGCUGACCAAUAGCAGUGAGACAGUUGGGCGGGAUGACAGUACCAACCACUUACUACUGUGGAGGGUCUGAGCCAAUCAGCCAGGCCCAUUUAUCAAAACCCACCCCCUCAGUACCAGCAACAUACUGCUCUGGAGGGUGUGAGGCCAAGCCCCCUGCCCCAGGUCUGAGCCAAUGAGAGUCCCCCGCCCCAUUUAAACCCCACCCUCAGCUAAAACCGCACACAAACCCUGCCCCUCCUCCUCAAACCCUGCCUCUCCUCCUCAAACCGUGCCCCUCCUCCUCAAACCCUGCCCCUCCUCCUC
This is a messenger RNA of Coregonus clupeaformis (lake whitefish), 8535 nucleotides long. Its product is annotated as rho guanine nucleotide exchange factor 17. NCBI's taxonomy places the organism in Eukaryota, Metazoa, Chordata, Actinopteri, Salmoniformes, Salmonidae. The transcript has 20 exons. The record is from RefSeq and is a predicted model, not a curated record. Bases 500 to 8302 code for a protein of 2600 amino acids. Gene Ontology annotation, molecular function: protein binding; guanyl-nucleotide exchange factor activity. Gene Ontology annotation, biological process: actin cytoskeleton organization.